CGCACUCCGAAAGCCGAUUGAAGCCAAAGUUCGAGGUCGACGUGUCUAAGCCAUCUUUUCUUCCUUUCGCUCAGUUUCUCAGAUCUGUCCUCGGUUCAUUCUGCGUAGCCCUAUUUGUUCUUUUUCUUCAUCCAUUAGAUUCACUAAAGGAUUCGCGACAUGGUCUCACAGCUCUGGACCGCUUGCUCUGAGGGAAACCUCGAAACAGUCCUUGGUAUACUCAAUGAUGCAUCUUCGGUCGAUAUCGAGAUCAGAGAUCACUCUGGGUCCACCCCACUCAUCGAAGCGGUCAAGAACGGACAUGUUGAUGUGGUGAAGGUACUACUCGACCGAGGUGCCGAUCCUUCUUUUGCAUCUGUGCAUGGCCGGCCGGAAAUGUACACAUCUGAUGCUGCGAUCUUGGAGCUAUUCAACAUUGCCCAAAACAAGCCUGCACCUAAUGGUGUACCUGCACAAGAACAAGGCUACACCCAGGAUUCGCUCGUUAAUACUGCGAAGCCCUAUUAUCCCGUCCCCGCUGGACCUUAUGCUUAUUACCCAGGCGUACCCCCUAUGCCGACCUUGCCAGAUGGCUCUCCUGCGUAUUAUGCGCAGCCCCCCAUGCAGAUGGGUGAAAACGGAGGUUUUGGAAACCUCCCUCCCCCAGAAGUGGCUCGUUUCAUUCCUUGCAGAUACUUUCCUGCUUGUCGUUACGGUUCUUCUUGUCUCUUUGCGCAUCCUCAGGCUGGCCCGUAUUAUACUGCUCCACCACCUCCCCCUGCACAAUAUCCCGCUCCUUACGAUCCAAUGACUCAACAACCUUACGCCCCUAAUUAUUACGCUGUACCUCCACCUUCAUAUCACCCACCAAGCUCAGUCCCUCCUCACAUUAACCCCGCAUCGCCUACCGCAGGCUCCGUUCAUACUCCCUCACACCCACCGAUGAUUCACGCCAGGUCUGGUUCGGAGGCGAUGUCUCCUGUUCAGGUUCCGUUCAGCCCUUCCGCUGCACCUGCACCAGUACCAUAUGGCGCUGUAUCACCUGUAUCGCCAUCGUACCCACCACCAUCUCAUGUACCUCUUCCACUUUCUAUCCCUUCGCUUCCGCCUCCCCACCAGCCCCCUAGCGCGCCAGGUCCGCAAUCUCCGCAGACAGUAUAUCCGAAUGGGCCUAUUUCUGCACCUCCAUUCGCUGUCCGUCAAGAUCCACCAUAUCAAUCUCAUGGCCCACACCAUCAGCACCACCACGGAUUCAAUGAAGUCAACGGUGGGCCCAAACCACCCCCUCAUGCUGAGGGCUUUGGGCACGGUCCGGUUUUCCGCCAGGGCGUGAAUCACAAUCGUCGGGGUAGUAUGAGGCGCGGAUCCUUCGGCGGAAGUCGCAAACCGGCGUGCCUCUUUUAUCCUACGGGCAGGUGCAGAAAUGGCGAUGAAUGCCGUUUCCCUCACGUUCUUCCUGACGUUACGAAUACUCAUCCCCCUCACUUUAGUGGGCGAGGACCACGCCCAAGGGAUAACGCGCGGAACGGUAUCCCUACGAUCGAGGAAAAAAUGGUCAAUUUGAACGUCCGAGAUGAUGCCCAGCCUCACGUGAACGGCACCACAGCCUCUAGCCGAUCUCAAUCGACGGACGGUAGCCGCUCGAGGGGUACAAAGUCCAAUGGUCCACCUCGAGCGGACAAAAAAUUUGCCCCAAAGCAGAGGGUUCCCAAUGCAGAUGAGUUCCCUGUACUUGGUGGUUCCACGAGUUCGUCGAGAAGCUCCGUCAAUGGGUCGUACGGGCCGACGGCAGCACAAGUGCUUCAAGCACCUGCGCCUCCCCGCAAGGAACCAACAAAAGACCCAGUCACUCGUGCUGCAUCUCCAGAACAGCCUUCUGUUAAAAACCAGGCUGAACCGAAGCCUGCUGUGGUCAAUGGCGUACAACCUAAUGGCACGCCUGCUAUUGUCCCAACCGCCAAGUUGCCUCUCUCUUUUGCAGCUGCAGCGACGGGUGCCACUCCCGAAGUUGUAAAAGAGGUGUCUGUCUCCGCGUAAGACGAACCUAUCAUUACAUCUGUCAUUAUCGGGUUUUAGCUUUACUUAAAUCUGAUAUUUCUUGAUUCAUUCAUCCGACUCACUUUAUUUAUCUUGCUGACAUAUGUUUUUCCCCUUCU
Messenger RNA from Suillus clintonianus, 2135 nucleotides. RefSeq lists its product as uncharacterized. Lineage: Eukaryota; Fungi; Basidiomycota; Agaricomycetes; Boletales; Suillaceae. Gene Ontology annotation, molecular function: metal ion binding; protein binding. The transcript has 6 exons. Bases 160 to 2016 code for a protein of 618 amino acids. The record is from RefSeq and is a predicted model, not a curated record.